AUGAGUGGUAAAGCAUUAGCUGAUACAAUAUUACAAAACCUUCAAUCUUUAGGAAUAGAAACAAAAUAUAUAGUUGGACAAGGAUAUGAUGGCGCAGCGGCCAUGUCUGGAAUGUUUAAUGGUACCCAAUCUCAUAUAAGAAAAAAAUAUCCAAUGGCGUUAUAUAUUCACUGCAGUUCCUAUUGCUUAAAUUUAGCUGUGUCUUUUGCUUGCCAAAUUUCUGAAAUAAGAAAUUGUAUGGGUACUAUGCAGACAAUUUAUAAUUUUUUUGGAUAUCCUAAAAGAUUAAAUAUUCUCCAGUCUACAAUAACAAAGAUAUUUCCAGAUGAAAAAUCACAAAAGUUAAAAUCAUUUUGCCCCACCAGAUGGGUAGAGUGCCAUGAUGCUGUCAUGCUAUUUCAUGAAUUACAGCCUGCAAUUAUAUCUUCUCUAGAAGAAAUUUCUUCUUGGACAGACGUUGAUACAUCAUCAACAGCUAAUCAACUUUUAGCUUCGAUAACCCAAUCUAAGUUCCAAGUAUCACUCAUGAUUUUAGUUAAACUAUUUUCAAUAUCUGUGCCACUGAGUAGACUUCUACAAACUGAAAGUUUAGAUUUAAAACAAGCUCUUUCUUUUGCCAAUGUUACACAUAACACAUUAAAAGAUAUUCGUGUGAAUGCUAUUGAAGAGUUUAGUAAAAUAUUUAAGUCUGUUGAAACAUACUGUAAUAAAAUUGGAAUUGAUGUUUGCAUUCCCAGAAUAUCAAGUCGCCAAAUUCAUCACAGAGUUUCACCAAGUACGGCGAUGGAUAGGGGACACAGUGAAGAAAAUAACAACACCCCAUACAGAUCUAUAAGUUCAAAAUUGACUCCAUAA
This is a messenger RNA of Aphis gossypii (cotton aphid), 855 nucleotides long. Its product is annotated as zinc finger MYM-type protein 1-like. The record is from RefSeq and is a predicted model, not a curated record. NCBI's taxonomy places the organism in Eukaryota, Metazoa, Arthropoda, Insecta, Hemiptera, Aphididae. Bases 1 to 855 code for a protein of 284 amino acids. The transcript is spliced from 2 exons.